Molecule: messenger RNA, 4128 nt
Organism: Acanthopagrus latus (yellowfin seabream)
Lineage: Eukaryota; Metazoa; Chordata; Actinopteri; Spariformes; Sparidae
Product: amyloid-beta A4 protein
Exons: 18
Coding region: 78-2336 (752 amino acids)
Biological process (GO): central nervous system development; axonogenesis
Cellular component (GO): cell surface; plasma membrane; membrane raft
Molecular function (GO): serine-type endopeptidase inhibitor activity; transition metal ion binding; heparin binding
Source: RefSeq, a predicted model, not a curated record
UCGCCCGCCCGCUUUAACGUUUCUUCUUACGGGACAAUCGUGAACAUUACGGGGGUGCUGGAUACCGGGAGGACGGCAUGGGAGAGCUCACGGCGUUUCUGCUGUUACUGGUGGCGACCUUGACGCUUUCAUCCGAGGUGCCGGCUGAUGACUCUGUGGGUUUGCUAACUGAGCCCCAGGUGGCCAUGUUCUGCGGGAAGCUCAACAUGCACAUCAAUGUGCAGAGUGGCAAGUGGGAGUCAGACCCGUCUGGCACCAAGAGCUGCAUUGGCACCAAGGAGGGCAUCCUGCAGUACUGCCAAGAGGUGUACCCGGAGUUGCAGAUCACAAAUGUCGUGGAGGCCAACCAGCCCAUCAGCAUCCAGAACUGGUGCAAGAAAGGCCGCAAGCAAUGCCGCAGUCACACGCACAUUGUGGUGCCAUACCGCUGCCUGGUUGGGGAGUUUGUGAGCGACGCCUUGCUUGUUCCUGACAAGUGUAAGUUCCUGCACCAGGAGCGUAUGGACCAGUGUGAGAGCCACCUGCACUGGCACACCGUAGCCAAAGAGUCCUGCGGAGACCGCUCCAUGAACCUCCACGACUAUGGGAUGCUGCUGCCAUGUGGUAUCGACCGCUUCCGAGGGGUGGAGUUUGUCUGCUGCCCUGCUGAGGCGGAGCGAGAGUCGGACAGCGCGGAGCUUGAGGGGGAGGAGUCAGACGUCUGGUGGGGCGGAGCUGAGGCUGAAUACUCUGAUAACAGCAUGACGCGUGCGGCAGACACAGAGCCCGCCACCAUGGAGGACGACGAAGACGAGGACGAAGAGGCUGACGCUUUCGAAAGAGAUGAGAACGGAGAUGGCGAUGAAGACGACGAAGAGGACGAGGAGGACGACAUGACUGACGAACGGGACAGCGAUGAGCGCAGUGCUAACGUUGCCAUGACGACAACCACCACCACCACAACAGAAUCAGUUGAGGAGGUCGUUCGAGCCGUGUGUUGGGCUCGGGCUGUGUCCGGCCCGUGUCAUGCCAUGCUGGAGCGUUGGUACUUUGUCCCCGAGAAGCGCCGCUGUGCUCCCUUCUUGUUUGGGGGCUGCGGAGGCAACAGGAAUAACUUUGAUUCGGAGGAGUACUGCAUGGCCGUCUGCAGCAGCUCGUUGCCCACCAUGGCCCCAAGCCCUCCAGACGCCGUGGAUCGGUACCUCGAGUCUCCCGGCGAAGACAACGAACACACCGACUUCCAGAAGGCCAAGGAAAGCCUGGAGGCCAGACAUCGUGAAAGGAUGUCUGAGGUGAUGAGGGAGUGGGAAGAGGCUGAGAGACAGGCCAAAAACCUUCCACGUGCUGAUAAGAAAGCUGUCAUCCAGCACUUCCAGGAGAAGGUGGAGGCUCUGGAGCAGGAGGCAGCAGGAGAGAGGCAGCAGCUGGUGGAGACCCACAUGGCCCGGGUGGAGGCUCUGCUCAACAGCCGCAGACGCCUGGCUCUGGAAAAUUACCUCAGCGCCCUACAGGCCAACCCUCCACGGGCUCGUCAGGUGCUGACCCUGCUGAAGAAGUAUGUCCGUGCAGAGCAGAAGGACAGGCAGCACACGCUGAAACACUACGAGCAUGUACGCACAGUCGACCCCAAGAAGGCUGCGCAGAUCAGACCUCAGGUUUUGACCCACCUACGUGUGAUCGAUGAGAGGAUGAAUCAGUCAAUUGGUCUGCUCUACAAGGUGCCCAGCGUGGCCAAUGAGAUCCAAAACCAAGUCGCUGUUAUAGUGCAGAGAGUUCAAGCGGAGCUGUCUCAGCAAGUCUCUUCCCUGCAGAGCGAUGGGCGGGUGGAUGGCAGGGUGAGUUACGGUAAUGACGCUCUGAUGCCUGAUCAGGCCUACAGCUCUGCUCCGAUGGACCCUGGCCUUGACGGACUGGGCUUCAUCCACCCUGAGAGCUUCAACCAACCCAACACGGAGAACCACGUUGAGCCUGUUGAUGCUCGUCCAAACCCGGAUAGAGGACUCCCCACACGACCAGUAUCAGCCCUGAAGCCAGAGGAGAUGCCAGAAGUGCGGAUGGAGACUGAGGAGGGGCAGGGUGCUGGUUACGCAGUUUACCAUCAGAAGCUGGUGUUUUUCGCUGACGAUGUGGGGUCCAAUAAGGGUGCCAUUAUUGGACUCAUGGUCGGAGGGGUUGUCAUAGCAACUGUCAUCGUCAUUACCUUGGUGAUGCUGAGGAAGAAGCAGUACACCUCUAUUCAUCACGGUGUGAUCGAGGUGGAUGCAGCCGUGACACCGGAGGAGCGCCAUCUGGCCAGGAUGCAGCAGAACGGCUAUGAGAACCCCACCUACAAAUUCUUUGAGCAGAUGCAGAACUAAAGAACUGCCUGUCAACAUUUCCUUCAGGCGCACCCCGACCCCACACUGCCCCCUCAGCCCAUACACCCUCAGUUUCCCACCCCACUGAGGGGGAAGAAAAUAUGUGAACAUACUACACUUUACUUGCAAAUUGGUCAGACAAGGGUACCCUGCUUCACCUGCACAUUUCAGUCACAAGAAAAACUUCAUAGAGUUUGUUGUGCCGACAAACCGACACCCUGUUGAAGAUUUAUAUGAAGUCACCGCGGUCGCAGCUGAGACCAGAAACAUGCAGUUUAAUUCCCAGUCACUCCCUCAUUCCUCCAAUCGUUUGUUCCAUCCUCCCCUCCAACCACCCCACACAUCCACACUCCCCUACUCUCCAAUGACAGCUGUGCUGCGUUUGAUGACAUGGUGGCUCUUAGAGCUGCCGGUGUGGGAGGAGGGGCUCUCAGAGCGCCUCUCCGCACGAUUAGAGGCCAAGUGUUUCAGGUUUGUUUUUCAAAAAAGAAGAAGGAAAAAAAACGCAGAAAAAUUCUACAACUAUCAAAAUAUGUAAAAGUUUGAAAAAUAUUGAAUGUUUUGUUUUCUGAUUUUUUUUUUUAAUGUGUAAUAUAUUAAGACAGAGAUUAGCUGUAAGUAUAUGUAGUGCAUGGCAAUAUUGAUGACAGAUACAGUAAACUGUAUGUUGAGGUCCUUGGGAGUGGUCCUCCUUCUAGAUAUUUUAGCAGGAUUGUACAUUUCUAGUGUCUUCUUUGUGAUCUUGUGAUAUGAAGAAGAAAAAAAAAAAAGAGUAUUCAGAAUCCGGUCUGCUUUGUUGUCACACAGACUUGCUUUAACUGAAUCUUGACUCGCUAUGCUCAUCUCCACGCUUCACUGUUGUGUUAGCUGCAUGGGCAAAAUGCUCUAUAUGUAAUAUAUGAAGUGUUAUAGUAUCCGAAAGGAAGAUAAUUUUGUUACUGUUUGCGUUCUAUGCACUCUGUCAUUUUGGAAGUCUGAUUAUUAUCACAGAAUAUAUUUGCCGUCGUGUCCCUGAUGCCGAUUCACACAUCGCUGCACAUGUUGGGGUUUCAUUAGUGAGGUCAAACUUCAGAAAGUGUAUCAUUCCAGAUUUAUCAUUCCAGUCUCUCUCACUUGUAAAUAUUUGGAAGAUGGAGAUCUAGCUCUUAGUGGCCCACUUUCAUUAUCAAACAGCACCUCUGUUUUUCCCCUUUGUUCGUGUCCUCUUCAGUCUUUUGUUCCACCCCCACUUGUCCUGUUUAUCCUCUCUUUCUGGCUGUGUCAGCAAUAUUGUACAGUGCAGCACUUGGGAGUAUUUGAUAAACAGACGGGACUUUUGGGUCUACAAAGACCUCUUCAUCUACUCUCCACAUACAUUCCUUCACCGAAUCUCACGAACACAUUCUAUUUUUCUACAUUUCCUGUGUAUACAUGUACAGUGCUUCUGUUAGUCCUGUGGUGGAGAUUUCUGCAUAUCUGUCUGUCGUCCAGACUCAUUAGUCCUCACGAUGAGGUAGAGAUUAACCAUAAACGUGGGGAGGACGACCACAAAUCACAUCAGCAUAGACACAUCUCCCUCUCCCUUAAGUUAUGAACGCCACCUCCAGUAAACAUGAAUGUGACAUGCAUAUUGUGCAUUUAAACCAUAGAGAUACAACACAUAUCACCUCUCUAUACAUUAUCUCCACGUGUACAUGAACACUAAAUGAAGCUCUUAAUCAGGUGAAUGUUUUAAAUUUGUAUUGAGGCUCACUGUGGGUGUCUUCAGAGGCUCGUGUUUCAAAAAAUAAAAAUGCUUCUUUUCUUUCAUUGA